Molecule: messenger RNA, 1802 nt
Organism: Coniophora puteana RWD-64-598 SS2
Lineage: Eukaryota; Fungi; Basidiomycota; Agaricomycetes; Boletales; Coniophoraceae
Product: MFS general substrate transporter
Exons: 13
Coding region: 128-1678 (516 amino acids)
Biological process (GO): transmembrane transport
Cellular component (GO): membrane
Molecular function (GO): transmembrane transporter activity
Source: RefSeq, a predicted model, not a curated record
CUUCCCCCUGAGCUUAGCGCUCGGUUUUCAUUUACUGCUGCGUCCUAUUCAAAGCCUCCUCUGAGUGCCGCCAACUCCUCUACACUACCCUACGAACCAGAGUACCUGACUCCUAUCCGAUCCGAUCAUGGACGUGGACACGUCGCCCUCGUCCCCCUCCUCCGUGGACGCCUCCAGAUACGACCUGAAGCGGACCUCCAGCACUGUCAUGAAGGGCGAGACGGACAUGCUCGACAGGGCAGGCGCCGUAGAGCGGCUUGAAGAUAUUGAUUUGGAUGGUGUGGAUAAGAAACAUCUCGAGAAGGUUGUAUGGAGGAAGUUGGACAUGCUCUUGUUGCCGAUGGCGACAAUGUUCUUCUUCUUGUCGUUCUUGGAUAGAGGAAAUAUUGCGAAUGCGAAGGUGGCGGGUAUGCAGACGUCACUGAAUAUGUCGAACUACGACUACAGCAUUGCUCUCACUGUCACAUACAUACCAUACAUCCUUACUGAAAUCCCUUCCAAUCUCAUCCUUCGAUACGUUGGUCCUCACUUGAUGUUGCCGGGCAUGGUCGCUAUCUGGGGAAUUAUUGCGACUCUGCAAGGAACCGUCACCUCCUACGGCGGACUGCUUGCAUGCCGCUUCUUUCUUGGGCUAGUCGAAGGCGGUCUCCCUCCCGGUCUCACGAUCUACCUUGCUACUUUCUAUCCGCGCGAGAAGCUACAACUUAGGAUCGCGACCUAUUUUGCGGCAUCGUCCCUUUCAGGAGCUUUUACUGGUCUACUCGCGGCCGCGAUCACGAACAUGGAUGGUGUAGGCAACAAGCCGGGUUGGGCCUGGAUAUUCAUAUUGGAGGGUCUCUUCAGUUCUGCUUUCGGCUUCCUGUGCUUCUUCAUUCUCCCCAAGUCCCCAGAGACGACCAGCAUCCUUUCACCGACCGAACGCGCUUAUGUCGUCUAUAGACUUAAGCAAGCUGGUUCGGCGUCUAGCGAUGAGAACGAGGACAACUUCAGCUGGAGGGAGGUCAGGAUAGCCCUGAAGUCUCCCCAGGUGAUAUUCGGCACUCUGAUGAGCGUCUUGAUGGGUAUAACGCUCUAUGGGCUUGCCUAUUUUGAGCCCAUCAUUGUGCAAGGUUUGGGGUAUGCUGGCAACCGUGCGCAGCUCAUGAGCGCGCCACCGUUCGCAGUGGCGUUUGUCCUAUCUUUGGCUUCGGCCUUUGCGGCCGACCGCUUUGGUAGACGAGGCGCGGUCGCCAUUUUCUUCGCUUGCUGGUCUAUCGUUGGUUAUUCCAUUUACCUUGACGAGACCAACUCCAAACAUGCACAGUACGGCGCUCUCUUCCUCGCUGUUCCGGGAACGUAUGCUGCCGCACCAGCUGUUAUGACCUGGAUGGCAAACAACAGCGCGCCACACACUCGACGUGCGACGUCUAUUGCGCUUGGAUUCGUCGCUUCGAAUAGCGGUGGCAUAAUUGCCACUUGGCUUUUUGGGACGCUUUCGCCUGCGCCUAACUACACGGCGGCAACGAUCGUCUGUCUCUCGAGCAGCGCUGGUGUACUGGUGCUUGCGGCUGCGAACUGGGUCUAUCUGGCCAAACAAAACUUGGAUAAGGCAGCGCGACGGGAAGAGAUGGUGACGACUGGUGGCUCGGAGGCGAAGGGGAUGGGGGAUAAGAGCGCGUUUUUUGUGUAUAACCUGUGAGGAACUGCUUUGUGGUGCUUGAGCUUGAUGGUGCUUGGAAGCGUGCUUGGCACGACAAAAGGAACAUGGCUAUGUUUAUACGCACUAUACUAGAAGUGUAGUAAUCGUUGCGGCCUGUAUUUCG